Molecule: messenger RNA, 3960 nt
Organism: Microtus ochrogaster (prairie vole)
Lineage: Eukaryota; Metazoa; Chordata; Mammalia; Rodentia; Cricetidae
Gene: Mybpc1
Product: myosin binding protein C1
Biological process (GO): sarcomere organization
Cellular component (GO): M band
Molecular function (GO): protein binding
Source: RefSeq, a predicted model, not a curated record
AUGCAGCCGAAGAAAGCUGCCCACAGAGCGCCAGGGGACGGUUCUGGAUUUCUUGGCAGGCAGGAGAAGGGGCUUUUGUGCGGGCAGGAGCUGCGUGCCAGUCAGCUAUAUUUACGGAGCACCUGCCGUGUGGAACUUGGAAAGGAAGAGAAGACGGGCCUUGUCCUCAAGAAGCUUGUGACCAAAGAGGGAAGAAAGGUGCCCGGCUACUAUCCUUCUCUGCAUGAACUGCAGGGCCUGACAGGGUUUUCAGUUUCCGUGUCGAAAGGGGGUAAUCAAAAUGAAGUGUCAACCCCAGCCCCUCCCCCAGAAGAACCAAACAAAGAGAAAGAGGUGGGAACUGCGCCAGCAAAAGAGGAAGAUGAGGCCUCUCCGCCGAGUGCCCUGCCUCCAGGUUUGGGUAGUCGGGCCCUGGAGAGAAAAGAUUCAGAAUGGUCUCUGGGCGAGUCGCCCGCUGGCGGAGAGGAGCAGGACAAACAGAAUGCCAACUCGCAGCUGUCCACCCUGUUUGUUGAAAAACCUCAGACAGGAUCAGUGAAAGUUGGCGCCAACAUCACCUUCAUAGCCAAAGUCAAGGCAGAAGAUCUUCUCCGAAAGCCCACGAUCAAAUGGUUCAAGGGGAAAUGGAUGGACCUGGCCAGCAAAGCUGGGAAACACCUGCAGCUGAAGGAGACCUUCGAGAGGCAAACUCGGAUAUACACAUUCGAAAUGCAGAUUAUCAAAGCCAAGGAGAACUACGCAGGAAAUUACCGGUGUGAGGUCACCUACAAGGACAAAUUUGACAGUUGUUCCUUUGAUCUCGAAGUGCAUGAAUCCACUGGGACGACUCCAAACAUUGACAUCAGAUCUGCCUUCAAGAGAAGUGGAGAAGGUCAAGAAGAUGCAGGGGAACUUGACUUUAGUGGUCUCCUGAAACGUAGGGAGGUGAAACAGCAGGAGGAAGAGCCGGAGAUAGAUGUGUGGGAGCUGCUGAAGAAUGCCAACCCCAACGAGUACGAGAAGAUCGCUUUCCAGUAUGGCAUCACUGACCUGCGUGGCAUGCUCAAGCGGCUCAAGCGCAUGCGCAGGGUGGAGAAGAAGAGCGCAGCUUUUGCAAAAAUUCUCGAUCCUGCCUAUCAGGUGGAUAAGGGAGGCAGAGUGAGGUUUGUGGUGGAGCUGGCAGAUCCAAAGCUGGAGGUGAAGUGGUUUAAAAACGGUCAGGAAAUUCGACCCAGCACCAAAUACAUCUUUGAACACAAAGGAAACGAGAGAAUCAUGUUUAUUAAUAACUGCUCGCUGACAGAUGAUUCGGAAUACUAUGUGACAGCUGGGGACGAGAAGUGUUCCACCGAGCUCUUCGUGAGAGAGCCUCCGAUUAUGUUGACUAAGCAGCUGGAAGACACGAACGCCUACUGUGGGGAGACAGUGGAGCUGGAAGUUGAGGUGUCGGAAGAUGACGCCAAUGUCAAAUGGUUUAAGAAUGGUGAAGAGAUCUUCCCGGGUCCAAAGUCAAGAUACAAAGUUAAAGUUGAGGGCAAGAAACACACUUUGAUCAUAGAAGGUGCGACAAAGGCGGACAGCGCAGAGUACUCAGCCAUGACCACCGGGGGACAAUCAUCUGCCAAACUAAGCGUUGACUUGAGGCCCCUCAAAAUCAUGACGCCGCUGACCGAUCAGACUGUCAAACUUGGGAAAGAGGUGUGCUUGAAGUGUGAAAUCUCCGAAAACGUGCCGGGAAAAUGGACAAAAAAUGGCCUGCCUGUCCAGGAGAGCGACCGUGUGAAGGUCGUGCACAAAGGAAGAAUCCACAAGUUAGUCAUCGCCAACGCUCUCACAGAAGAUGAAGGGGAAUAUGUGUUUACUCCAGACGCAUACAACAUUCCUAUGUCUGCCAAAGUUCAUGUCAUUGAUCCGCCCAAGAUCAUCCUGGACGGCCUUGAUGCUGACAACACGGUAACGGUCAUUGCUGGAAGCAAGCUUCGCCUUGAGAUCCCUGUCACAGGGGAGCCACCUCCCAAGGCCAUCUGGAGCCGAGCAGACAAGGCUAUCAUGGAGGGCAGUGGCCGGAUCAGGGCAGAGUCGUACCCUGACAGCAGCACGCUGGUCAUUGAUGUGGCGGAGAGGGAGGACUCCGGUGUGUACAACAUCAACCUGAAAAACGAAGCUGGAGAAGCGCAUGCGAGCAUCAAGAUCAAAGUUGUGGACAUCCCGGACCCUCCAGUGGCACCCAACGUGACGGAAGUGGGAGAUGACUGGUGCAUCAUGAACUGGGAGCCCCCUGCCUAUGACGGAGGGUCACCAAUCUUGGGCUACUUCAUUGAGAGGAAAAAGAAGCAGAGCUCUCGGUGGAUGCGACUGAACUUUGAUCUCUGCAAGGAAACAACUUUCGAGCCCAAGAAGAUGAUUGAAGGCGUGGCCUAUGAGGUCCGCAUCUUUGCUGUCAAUGCCAUUGGUAUCUCCAAGCCCAGUAUGCCGUCCAAGCCUUUUGUUCCUUUGGCUGUGACCAGCCCUCCUACUCUUCUGGCUGUUGAUUCCGUUACCGACUCGUCGGUGACCAUGAAGUGGAGGCCCCCGGACCAGAUUGGUGCAGCAGGUUUAGAUGGCUAUGUGCUAGAGUAUUGCAUGGAAGGAACUGAGGACUGGAUUGUUGCAAACACGGACCUGAUCGACAAGACGAAGUUCACCAUCAAUGGUCUGCCCACGGAUGCAAAGAUCUUCGUGCGUGUGAAGGCGAUUAACGCGGCUGGGGCGAGCGAGCCCAAGCACUACUCUCAACCCAUCCUCGUGAAGGAAGUCAUAGAGCCGCCGAAGAUCCGCAUCCCAAGGCACCUGAAGCAGACGUACAUCCGCAGAGUGGGAGAGGCUGUCAAUCUGGUUAUUCCUUUCCAGGGCAAACCAAGACCGGAACUGACCUGGAAGAAGGAUGGGCAGGAAAUCGAUAAGAAUCAAAUAAACAUUCGCAACUCCGAGACUGAUACCAUCAUCUUCAUUAGGAAAGCAGAGAGGAGCCACUCGGGCAAGUACGACCUGCAGGUCAAAGUGGACAAGUAUGAAGAAAACGCCUCCAUCGACAUCCAGAUCGUAGACCGCCCAGGGCCACCCCAAGCUGUGACUAUCGAAGAUGUGUGGGGAGAGAAUGUCGCUCUCACGUGGACCCCGCCCAAGGACGAUGGCAAUGCCGCCAUCACAGGCUACACCAUCCAGAAGGCCGACAAGAAGAGCAUGGAAUGGUUCACGGUCAUCGAGCACUACCACCGUACCAAUGCCACCAUCACCGAGCUGGUCAUAGGGAACGAAUACUACUUCCGGGUCUUCGCGGAAAACAUGUGUGGCCUCAGCGAGGACGCCACGAUGACGAAGGAGAGUGCGGUGAUCGCCAAGGACGGUAAAAUCUACAAAAAUCCUGUAUAUGAAGACUUUGAUUUCACAGAGGCCCCCAUGUUUACUCAGCCUCUGGUCAACACCUACGCCAUCGCUGGUUACAACGCCACCCUGAACUGCAGCGUCCGAGGAAAUCCUAAGCCCAAAAUCACCUGGAUGAAAAACAAAGUGGCUAUCGUGGAUGACCCCAGAUACAGGAUGUUCAGCAACCAAGGAGUCUGUACCCUGGAGAUCCGCAAGCCUAGCCCCUAUGACGGAGGCACUUACUGCUGCAAAGCAGUCAACGACCUGGGGACCGUGGAGAUCGAGUGCAAACUGGAGGUGAAAGGCGGGCUGUCCUUCUGCAGGCUCCUCCUGCAAGGCGUGCCUCCAAACAUAGUUGAUUCCUAUCUGCGGGACUUGCAAUCAAGCAAUCCUGAGGAGUGCUGAGGGCUGGGCAUGGCCUCUGUACACACCACUGCUUUGAAAUUUGGUUGAGAAGGAAAGCAUUUUCUGGUUUUCUUGUAGGCCCCCAAGUGUGGUCAUUUCCUCUCUGCCUAACCUUGAAGAAAGGAAAAAGAUUGUUUGCACAGAUUGCUUGAUUAAAAAUAGCGAACGAAA